GAUUUAGCAUGAUGUAGAAGAAACAGAUCCACGGACAUGUUUGUGUAUAUAUAAAUUCAACCCCAGAAGAAGUUGCAGGCUCUUGAUUUCCAUUACAACGCAUCUCCGAUUCCCCAAAUCUGUCUGAAACCGACAAGGAAGGCGAUCCUAUAGGAGAGAGAAAGGAAGGAGAAAGGUGGAAUGGAGGAUGAUGAACAGAAGAAUAAGGUCCAUAAAAAGACUAUUUGGAUGCUCGAUCCUCCCACAGACAGACCCGUUCGUGUCUACGCUGAUGGCAUAUACGAUCUCUUCCACUUCGGUCAUGCUCGUUCCCUUGAACAAGCCAAGAAAUCGUUUCCAAAUACUUAUCUGUUGGUUGGAUGCUGUAAUGAUGAGGUCACCCACAGCCUAAAGGGCAAAACAGUCAUGACUGACAAAGAGCGAUAUGAAUCCCUUCGCCAUUGCAAGUGGGUUGAUGAAGUUAUCCCAGAUGCCCCUUGGGUUAUGAAUCAGGAAUUUAUAGAUAAACAUAAGAUUGACUAUGUGGCUCAUGACUCUCUUCCUUACGCUGAUGCAAGUGGAGCAGGAAACGAUGUUUAUGAAUUUGUCAAAUCAAUUGGAAGAUUUAAGGAAACAAAAAGAACAGAAGGAAUUUCCACAUCAGAUAUAAUCAUGAGAAUUGUGAAAGAUUAUAAUAAUUAUGUGAUGAGAAAUUUGGAUAGAGGUUACUCAAGAAAAGACCUUGGUGUUAGUUAUGUGAAGGAAAAGAGGUUGAGAGUUAACAUGAGUUUAAGGAAACUCCAUGAAAAAGUAAAGAAGCAACAAGAAAAGGUGGAAGAGAAGAUCCACAUAGUAGCAAAAACUGCAGGGAUGAAUCAUAAUCUGUGGGUGGAGAAUGCUGAUCGUUUGGUUGCUGGUUUUCUUGAAAUGUUUGAAGAAGGUUGCCAUAAAAUGGGGACAGCAAUAAGAGAUCGGAUUCAAGAACAGUUGAAAAACAAGGGAAAUGCAGGGGAACUGACAUAUGAGAAAGAUGAGGAAGAUGAAGAAGAUGAAGAGGAGUAUUAUUACGAUUAUAGCACUGAAGAAGAAGUCUAUUCAGAUGGAGGUGAAGUUGAAGUUGAAGGGGCAAAACAGUCAAGUUGAUUUCUUAUAUGUAAAGUAGCUCAUAUCACAUUCACAUGGUGUUAUUGACUAUUCAUGAUGUAGGUUUUUUCUUUUUCUUUUUCUUAAAAAAAAAAUAUAUAAGUUUAUGUAAUAAUGAAAAAUAUGAAUAUGAAGAUUCUGUGUGGGACAGGUUUUGAAUGUGUGUGAAACUGUUUUAAGGCCAUCAACUAUUGGCUUGUUUGUUUAGUUAUAUGUAUACAUGGUGAAAUUGUAUA
Molecule: messenger RNA, 1358 nt
Organism: Lactuca sativa (garden lettuce)
Lineage: Eukaryota; Viridiplantae; Streptophyta; Magnoliopsida; Asterales; Asteraceae
Product: choline-phosphate cytidylyltransferase 2
Biological process (GO): CDP-choline pathway
Molecular function (GO): phosphatidylcholine binding; choline-phosphate cytidylyltransferase activity
Source: RefSeq, a predicted model, not a curated record